This is a messenger RNA of Engraulis encrasicolus (European anchovy), 3922 nucleotides long. It is a transcript of the gene myrf, whose product is annotated as myelin regulatory factor. NCBI's taxonomy places the organism in Eukaryota, Metazoa, Chordata, Actinopteri, Clupeiformes, Engraulidae. The transcript has 26 exons. The record is from RefSeq and is a predicted model, not a curated record. Gene Ontology annotation, biological process: protein autoprocessing; positive regulation of DNA-templated transcription; central nervous system myelin maintenance. Gene Ontology annotation, cellular component: nucleus; endoplasmic reticulum membrane. Gene Ontology annotation, molecular function: sequence-specific DNA binding; DNA-binding transcription factor activity. The coding region runs from base 442 to 3540 and encodes 1032 amino acids.
CUUGACAAAACUUGCUGGACUAAUUGUGGUGUAACGACACAUUAACCCGGAAUAUUGGACCAAGGAAGAGAGUAUUUUUAUGACUGGACAGGGAAUUUUAUAUCGGAACGAUGAAAGGUGAAUUAAAUAUACAUCGGGUGAUCAGAAGACAACCUGUCUUGUUCAGGACCCAACGCACGCUAUAGGCAGUCCGUGAGUGCUCGGUUUACCCUCUAAUUCGUGAAGUCAGGAGUAGCCUAACUUUGAAAUCUUUGUUCUACUGGUCGGUUUUGAAAACUUCUAGAAUCGCCUGUUGAGUUGAAUGUGAGUUCUUGUGUGCGCAAUAUAUGUGAGUCACUUGGAGAUACCCGGCGGGAUGGAGCUGUGAUAGUGUGGCGAUCCCCGCGGCAGCGUCGGUCUGGGGGGAGCCGUUGAUGGAGGUUCUACGCGGGACCUGCUAGGAUGGACGUGGUUGAUGAAACGGAAGCCUUACAGAGAUUCUUCGAAGGUCAUGAUAUUAACAGCUCUCUGGAGCCGGCCAACAUCGACACCAGUAUCCUGGAGGAGUACAUCAGCAAAGAGGACGAUAGCACUGACAUCUGUUUCUCGGAGGUCCACAGCACCCCAGGUCAAGUGUACCCCUCCCCCCAGCCCGGGGGUUCCUCUGCUGGGGGAGCGCUGUGUGGGGUGAGCCCCCCCAUUCCCCUCCGCCAGGGCCAGGCAUCCCAGCAAGGCUUGCCCCCACCCGCGCCUCCCUGCCAAACACCCUACCCUCCCCCUCCCCCUCUCGGCCUGCUCAGGCACAACUACCCCUACCUGGGUCAGCAGAACCAGCAGCAGCAACAGAACCAGAGUCAGAACCAGAACCAGCUCAAACCGGAACACAGAGCACUCUACGCCCCUGGGACACUCCCUGAGUCGCCUCCGGACUCCAGCUCCGAGCCGUACUCCCCCCAGCAAGUGAAUGAUCCACACAUGCUCAGAACCAUGACCCCUGAGAACAUGUGUCACAUGACCCCGCCACCCCCCAUGCCCCCGCACCCCCACUAUCCCAACAUGCACCGGGACAUGUACCUGAAGCCAGAGCCCAUGAUCUCCCAGUACUCCAUGGGUCCUGCCGGGAAUGGGGGCGGAGACAUGCAACAGAGCCAGAUGCUCCACCAGCUCCUGCAGCAUCCACAACAAGGACCAGAGGUGUCGUGUGUCCACAGUGGAAUCCCGGUUCACCAGGCGAAGAAGAGGAAGCACUCUGACUCCCCCAACAGCACGCUCAACGCCCAGAUCCUCUCUGGCAUCAUCAAGCAGGAACCAGAAGGUCUAAUGCAGGAUGGGGAGAGCUCCUACCUGGACCCCAACUACCAGUGCAUCAAAUGGCAGCCCCACCAGCAGAACAAGUGGGCCUCCCUGUACGACGCCAAUGGCAAAGAACUUCCUCUGCCCACGUACAGAGUGGAUGCAGAUAAGGGCUUUAACUUCUCACUGGCUGAUGAUGCCUUCGUCUGCCAGAAGAAGAACCACUUCCAGGUCACGGUCUACAUCGGGAUGCUGGGUGACCCUAAGUAUGUCAAGACCAGCGAGGGCCUGCAGCCAAUCGAAUGCUUUUACCUGAAGCUCAAUGGCGUUAAGCUGGAGGCCAUGAACCAGUCGAUUAAUGUGGAGCAGAGCCAAUCAGAUCGCAGCAAGAGACCCUUCAAACCCGUGCUAGUGACGUUACCUCCAGAGCAGGUCACUAAGGUGACAGUGGGUAGGCUGCACUUCAGUGAGACCACGGCCAAUAACAUGAGGAAGAAGGGCAAACCCAAUCCUGACCAGAGGUACUUCAUGUUGGUGGUGGCUCUUCAGGCCCAGGCUCACAGCCAGAGCUUCACGGUGGCGGCACAGGUGUCCGAGAGGAUCAUCGUCAGGGCGUCCAACCCAGGUCAGUUUGAGAAUGACAGCGAGGUGCUGUGGCAGAGGGGUCAGAUGCCCGACUCAGUGUACCACCACGGCAGAGUGGGCAUCAACACGGAUCGCCCGGACGAAGCCAUGGUCGUCCACGGCAACCUGAAGGUGAUGGGCUCGCUGGUGCACCCUUCAGACAUCCGGGCCAAGGAGAACGUCCAAGAGGUUGACACCACAGACAACCUGAAGAGAAUCUCUAUGAUGCGGCUGGUGCAGUAUCAGUAUAAGCCCGAGUUUGCUGCCAGCGUGGGCAUAGACAACACUGCAGAAACAGGAGUGAUAGCUCAGGAGGUGCAGCAGAUUCUCCCUGAGGCCGUGAAGGAGGGAGGAGACGUGGUGUGUACCAAUGGAGAGACUAUCCCCAACCUACUGGUGGUCAACAAGGACCGCAUCUUCAUGGAGAACGUGGGGGCAGUGAAGGAGCUGUGUAAGCUGACUGAUAAUCUGGAGACGCGCAUCGAUGAGCUGGAGCGCUGGAGCCGCAAGCUGGCCAAGCUGCGCAGGCUGGACAGCAUGAAGAGUACCAUCAGCGGAGGCACCGUCAGCCAAUCAGGGAGCCAGUUCAGUAGGACAGGGAGUGGACCCUUGAAGAAAAAAACUGCAAAAAAUGGAGGCAAGAGCCCCACCCCAGAGUCUGGCUGUGUGAGUCAGCGUUUCCUGCAGGGCACCAUUUUGGCUCUGGUAGUCAUCAUGGCCUUCAGUGUGAUCUCCAUGUCCGUCCUAUACGUGUUGAACCUGCAUCAUCACGCGUCAACCACCCACAGUAGUGGCGGGACAAGUUCAGCUCGAGGUUCUUCUCGAAAUGCCAUCUACUCCCCCAGAACCCUUCCCUCCAGGCCACCAGGCACCUCUCCUCCGUCCACUUCACUGUCCAAUCAUGCGGCUACAACCGCAGUCACCAACCAAUCAGCAACAAGCGUGUCACCCAGCACCAACCAGUCCACUACAGAUAUCAGCAUGGCGUCUCCGACCCAGCCCAGCAUCAGCAAGAAGGCCAAGUCUCGGCCCCUGGACAAGGCGGGGAGGAACCGGCUGGGCCACACCUCCAACCCCCUCUUCCUCAGCAAGACCAAGAGGCCCCCGCCUCCUGACGUCAACCGGCUGCCUGGGGGGCAGCCCCCACCACCACGCAGACAACGCAGUCCACACACUGCAGAGGGUCAAAACAGCACUCCCUCAAUCAGUUUGCUCUACAUCCUGGAAACAGAUCAGGAAAUAACCACAAAAACCUGUCCUACACCAAAUGACUGCAGGGCUGGACAGUACAGCUUCACUGUGCCACUGCAGAAAAACGUCUCCUCCUCCAUGUCACAUGUGACCUUACACAUGAUCUCCGAGGAGAGUGUGUGUGUUCAGCAGUGCAGUGUGACUCGAGGCCGCUUGUGUCCAGACCACACUGGGACAAUGCUGCCCCCCAGACAGGAGACCAUAACAGAGGGCACUGAUCACCUCUGGUCCAUCCCUAUACUUUCAUUUCAAGAUGUCACCUAUCAUUUCCGGGUCUCUGCAUCUGGCGCGGUGAGCUGCAGCAGUGAGGAAGAGGAGGGUGUUAACGAAGAAGACGAGGUCUCGUCACCGUUCUCUGAUUACUACUUCCUCAUACAGACAAGCUGCCCCUGAGGCAAAGAGAGGAGUGCCUGUAUAGUUCUCUACUUAACAAUGUACACUUCUUUUUUCUUUCCGUCUGUUUUUUUCUAUCAAUCUAUCAUUUUCGAUCUAUCAUUCACUCAUUUAUUAGAGAAGUUAUUUUCUUUCUCUUUUUUGGUGAUAGCAUGAUCAGUUCCACACUAUGACCCUUCACAUUAGACUCCUGCUGUGCUCUCUAACAGAGUGCAGCAAUAUGACCACCACCCCCCCAAAAAAUGUGCGUACGCGCGCGCGCACACACACACACACACACACACACACACACACACCCUUAACACUCCACCCCAUCCUUGACAGAACUAGUCAAAUCCUAAAUAUAAACAGGUAGUUUAUAUUACUGUUAGCUGUGUGUGUG